AUGGCCGACGAACGCAGACAAGCUCUCACCCGCAUCAUCGGCGAGCGCCUCUCCAACUGCUUCGGCCUCGGAAAUGCUGCGGAUCAGUGCGUGGCCGUGAAGGGCGAAAAUGAUGAGGAGUGCCUCCAGCUGGAAUCCCUCCGCCUGCACUGCUUUGCUGAGCUGCUGUGCCCCCAGCAAGCGCAGCGAGCUGUGACGUGUCUGCAGACGCGGCGAAACCCCUCCCUGUGCCAGGACGACAUCAAGGCCCUUCGCGCCUGCACCGGGCCGGCGUUCGAUCACUUCGUGGACCGCUACCCGCAGCACUCGCUGGGUGACGCUUCCAAGUGCCAGGUCGAGCUGAAGGAGGUGGACCUCUGCGUGGGCUCCGUCAUCUGCCCCGCCGAGGGCCGCACGCUCGGCGAGUGCCUCCGCAACGGCACCGAGGACUCGUGCGCGUCGCAGCGUCAGGCGUUCAGCGCGUGCGUGGCCGAGGGCCGGCUCAAGUUCUGGGAGGAGCUCGGCAUCCCCGUCAACGAGUUCGCCGCCAAGCAGUGA
Molecule: messenger RNA, 537 nt
Organism: Acanthamoeba castellanii str. Neff
Lineage: Eukaryota; Discosea; Longamoebia; Acanthamoebidae
Exons: 6
Coding region: 1-537 (178 amino acids)
Source: RefSeq, a predicted model, not a curated record